AUGCAUUUUGAGGUACAGACUGACCAGCGCUUCGAAGAUUUUGCAUCAAUGAUAGUCGUCAACGGUACACAGAUUGUGACGACAUUCUUUGCCAUCAGUGGCCUGCUUCUGGUAGUUUUCUUCAUGCAAAAAGUGGAAGAGACAAAGAAAAAGGUUGGAAUUAUCGAAAUUUUCUUCAUUUCAUUGGCACGCUACAUUCGGUUGACUCCUGUUUACGCAUUUGUAAUCCUGUUCGAGGCAACUUGGGUAGUACGCCUUGGCGAUGGGCCAUUGUGGCGAAAAGGCUUCGAGACAGGCCGGACCUAUUGUCGCGAGAACUGGUGGACGAAUAUGCUGUACAUCAACAACUACUACAAGUCUGAUCAGCCAUGCAUGCUUCACACAUGGUACCUUGCAGCGGAUUUCCAUCUUUUUGUCUAUGGUUUAGUGAUGUGCUCACUGAUCUUACGCUUCCCGAAGGCUCGGAACAUGCUCAUCGGCUUUAUGUUGGUCAUCUGUUACAUACUUACAGCCGCCAUCGUAUACGUUAAGGAGUUCGAUGCUAUCCCGAUAUUUGCGCCUGAUCAAAUCCGUUACUUCUUUUGGUAUUGGGACGUGUACCUGUCGGCCUAUGUACCUUCGCAUAUGUAUUUGCUAAACUACACUUUCACCAUUGGCAGUGCAUUUUACUACAUUCAUUUAAAAAACAACAGAACUACCUACAGCUGGCUCGUCAAAGGUAUCUGGCUCGUCAGCCUGGUGGUCAUUCCGGGGAUGUUUGCCGCUGGUUACUUCUUCUAUCACUACAACUUCUCUAUGCCCUCUCUCUGGGUGGCGUUGCUGUUCCCAGCAAUACGCUUGAUGUACGGAGUGGUUAUCUUCUUCACAGGCGUAGGUUUAUCGUUUGGGUUCGUAAAAUUGGUGUCCAGAUUCUCCAACAUACCGUUCUUCACCAUCAUCGGAAGACUCACGUACAGUGCCUAUUUGUGCCAUUUGUGCCUUAUCAAGAUGUCACUGUUUAGCACCCGGAGUUUCUACCGCUACCAGAUGAUCGACAUUGGAAAUAUUUGGGCAGCAUCCUUCUUUCUGUCGUACCUGAUCGCCUGGAUGCUGUGUUUAGUGCUGGAAUCUCCAUUCAUUGCCUUGCAGAAACAGCUAUUCAAGCGGCACGUAAAAUCCGAUGAAAUGACGCACUCAACGAGUAGCGGUGAACAGGGAACGGAUACCAGUUACUUGGAGAAAAGUAACGAGGCGUACCCAAUAUCCGGCGUCGUUUUCAGUCAACGAUUUUAA
Messenger RNA from Anopheles cruzii, 1272 nucleotides. RefSeq names its product nose resistant to fluoxetine protein 6-like. The transcript has 7 exons. Bases 1 to 1272 code for a protein of 423 amino acids. Gene Ontology annotation, molecular function: acyltransferase activity, transferring groups other than amino-acyl groups. Lineage: Eukaryota; Metazoa; Arthropoda; Insecta; Diptera; Culicidae. The record is from RefSeq and is a predicted model, not a curated record.